CCCCUAGGAGGGCUGGGGAGGGCACUGGGGCGCGGCCGAGAGAGCGGGGCAGCCUUGGCUUCCGCAGUUUCGAGCCUCUGGGCUAGAGAGCCCGAGCUGCAGCUCUGCCCCGAGGCUGGGAGCUACUGCCUGCUUUCUCCAGUUCUUUCCCGGCGUCUGGAAGUCUCCAGAGUUUUUGUUUUUGUUUUUCCUCCCCUAAACUGCCAUCCAGAUUAAUAAUCCUCCUAAUAAGCUGAUCUCCCGCUCCUCCCCACCCGCCUACCUCCCGCCCUCUUUCCUCCCUCCCUCUCUCCUUCUCAUCUCCUUGGUUGCAGCCGGAGGGAACCCAGCAGCUGCCCCGGGUCGGGGGUGUCCGAGCCCAGAGGGGGUGUUAGAGCCCGGCGAAUCGAGGCGAUGGUCCCCGGGGCUCACGUUUGCCCUCUGUGCAGAGAACUCCGGCCGCCCCCGCCGCUGAGCACAGGGCUCGUCACAUCCCCAGGCAUCUCAUUCCCAAAUUAAAAGUCAACAGGGGAAACUCGGGCAGACACCCCUCCUCCCGGGCCCCUCCCGGCUCCCCCGCCCCAUGCCUGCUGGGGAGGUUGCCUGGUGCGGAGGCGGCAGCGGCGGCCGAGGCCGAGGCAAACUGUGCGUGACCGCGCCUGCGGGGGAUUUUGCUAUCCGUGCACCGGGACCCGGGGAGGAAGAACCAGCGGCUCCCCAUUACCUCCCCCUCCAUUUCCAUUUCGCGGACCCCUCAGGGACUCGUUUUGGGGUUUCCACUGACUUCUAAGAAGGACGCGUGCCCCUCUCUGACCCCAGCUCGGGCGGCCACCUGUCUUUGCCGCGGUGACCCUUCUCCCAUGACCCUGCGGUGCCUCGAGCCCUCCGGGAAUGGCGCGGAAGGGACGCAGAGCCAUUGGGGGACCUCGGGGUCGGCGGAGGAGCCGUCCCCGGAGGCGGCGCGUCUGGCGAAGGCCCUGCGGGAACUUAGUCACACAGGUUGGUACUGGGGAAGUAUGACUGUUAAUGAAGCCAAAGAGAAAUUAAAAGAGGCACCAGAAGGAACUUUCUUGAUUAGAGAUAGUUCGCAUUCAGAUUACCUACUAACAAUAUCUGUUAAAACAUCAGCUGGACCAACUAAUCUUCGCAUCGAAUACCAAGAUGGGAAAUUUAGAUUGGACUCUAUCAUAUGUGUCAAGUCCAAGCUUAAACAAUUUGACAGUGUGGUUCAUCUGAUCGACUACUAUGUUCAGAUGUGCAAGGAUAAGCCGACGGGCCCAGAAGCCCCCCGGAACGGCACUGUUCACCUUUAUCUGACCAAACCGCUCUACACAUCAGCACCACCUCUGCAGCAUCUCUGUAGACUCACCAUUAACAAAUGUACCGGUACCAUCUGGGGACUGCCUUUACCAACAAGACUAAAAGAUUACUUGGAAGAAUAUAAAUUCCAGGUGUAAGUGUCUCUCUUUUUCUAAACAUGCCUCCUAUAGAGUAUCUCCGAAAGCAGCUAUGUAAAAAGAGAACCAAAACUUGAGUGACGGCUCUGGAUAACUACGCAGAAUUCUAAGAACAGCUGAAGUCAAUCUAAUUUAAAUGUGUGGAGGGGUAGCUAGGUAUUUAAAGUUCCCCCAGAUAUUUUCACCUGAGUGAUGCUUCCCUUCCUAAGGCUGACCAAGACCAGUUUAUCCUUUUAAGUUAAAAAUAAAACGUCCCAAGUAAAGGCUGAAGGAACACUUUAUCAGAACUCUGCCUUUCUGAGGUUCCUGUUAGGUGGAAGGUGCCAGCACCGGCAGUAGAGAAGGAGCUCCACUUAGGAGUGCUGAAGAAGUGGAAGGAACCAAACUGACACAGGCUUAACUUCAAUUUUGUAUGCCUGGUGAUCAGAGUCUAUUUUAGGACAUUGGAUACUUUGCAUUCUGAUGUACUUAGGAGAUUUGUUAAACAGAUAUGCUUGUGAGUAUUUAUCCUUCAUUUUAUGCAAUUAACCAAAUCAACCAAAAAAAGUGACCAUGAAAUCCUGUAUUUGUCUUUUUACUACAUGUAUGAACUCUCUCAUGUGAAUGAGUACUGUAGUAAUCCAUUUCAAGGGAGCCUUAUUUCAGAAAUAUUUCAAACUGGUGCAAAUGGAAAAGACUUCUUUUCCUUUAAGGCUAAAGACAAGAAUGUCAUGCUAUACAGGUGCAACUCAAUCCCUGUUAAUAAAACCAUGUAGAUAGAGACAUUUUACCCUUUGAAGUAGCUGUGUCCCACAACCUGUUGCCAUUGAUUUUUCAGAAAUGGCUUUAGAAAUUUCCAAGUGGUCUAACCAUGGACAUUAGCAAUUGUCUCCCUUCUACCAUGUAGAAUACUCUGACUUAAUUUUCUUCCAGAUAUAGGGGGAUACCUGCCUGUUUUUCAAAGUGUUUAUUUACUGCUGUUACUAUUUGAUUAGAAUGUAUUAAAUAAAAAAACCUGA
Molecule: messenger RNA, 2434 nt
Organism: Globicephala melas (long-finned pilot whale)
Lineage: Eukaryota; Metazoa; Chordata; Mammalia; Artiodactyla; Delphinidae
Gene: SOCS2
Product: suppressor of cytokine signaling 2
Biological process (GO): intracellular signal transduction; phosphatidylinositol phosphate biosynthetic process
Cellular component (GO): phosphatidylinositol 3-kinase complex
Molecular function (GO): 1-phosphatidylinositol-3-kinase regulator activity
Source: RefSeq, a predicted model, not a curated record